This is a messenger RNA of Candoia aspera, 9108 nucleotides long. RefSeq names its product zinc finger and BTB domain containing 16 (gene ZBTB16). Gene Ontology annotation, biological process: regulation of transcription by RNA polymerase II. The record is from RefSeq and is a predicted model, not a curated record. The transcript is spliced from 7 exons. The coding region runs from base 473 to 2479 and encodes 668 amino acids. Lineage: Eukaryota; Metazoa; Chordata; Lepidosauria; Squamata; Candoiidae. Gene Ontology annotation, cellular component: nucleus. Gene Ontology annotation, molecular function: DNA-binding transcription factor activity, RNA polymerase II-specific; protein binding.
GCGAGGCGCGGGCAAAGCUGCGGAGGAGGGGCCGCUUCCCUCCCGGCCAGCUCGCUUUGGUUUGGGGGAACGGAGGAGCGUCGCCCCUUCUAGGCGCUCCGAGUUAGGGCCAGCGCAAGGGAGCCCCGAGGGGGGGGCGGGGAACAAACAGCCGCCCCUUUUUUCCGCCGGCGAGAGCGGCUGCCCCGGUGCGCCGCGCGUUGCUGCCUGCGGAGGGGAGGGGAGGGGAGGGUGCUCUCGGGUCGGGUGGACGCUGGGCUCCGGAAGAUGCGCGCUGGGCGUGCGAAAGCUGCCCGAAGGCGAGCGGCUCGCUCCGUAGUCAGCCCUGGGCUCCCGCGCGCACCUCUGGGCGUGUGAGUGCGGAGGGGGCCCCUUUGGCCUUGGACACGCGUCUGGAUUGCUGACCCCCCGAAAAGCCAGCUCCAGACCGCGCUGUAGAAAGACUUCCUAAUGCCUGCAGCCCGGGAGGAGCAUGAUGGAUUUGACUAAGAUGGGUACGAUUCAGCUCCAGAACUCCAGCCACGCCACGGGGCUCCUCCAGAAAGCCAACCAGAUGCGCCUGGCAGGGACCCUGUGCGACGUGGUGAUCCUGGUGGACAGCCAAGAGUUCCACGCCCACCGGACUGUCUUGGCCUGCACGAGCAAGAUGUUUGAGAUCCUGUUCCACCGCAACAGUCAGCAUUACACCUUGGACUUCCUCUCGCCGAAGACCUUCCAGCAGAUCCUGGAGUAUGCCUACACCGCCACCUUGCAGGCUAAAGUCGAAGACCUCGACGAUCUGCUCUACGCGGCAGAGAUCCUUGAGAUCGAGUACCUGGAGGAGCAGUGCUUGAAGAUCUUGGAGACCAUUCAGGCCUCGGAAGACAACGAUGCCGAGGUCAACAUGGCCGACGGCGGCACUGAAGACGAGGACGACCGGAAGUCCAAGUACAUUAAAAACAUCCUGGUCUCCAAGCAUUCCAGCGAAGAGAGCGGCUAUGCCAGCCUGGCCGGCCAGAGCCUGGUGGGGACAAUGGCGGAGCACAGCCCCUCUGUCUCCACCACCUUCGGCCUGGCGGCCAUGAGCCCCACCAAGGCCGCAGUGGACAGCCUGAUGAGCAUCGGCCAGUCGCUGCUGCAGGGGGCUCUGCCCCACCAUGCCCUCGAGGACUUGCACUCCGCCAAUGGCCGGUGCCCGGCCACGUCCGAGAUGAAGCCCGAAGCCAUGCAUGUGGAGGAGGCCCCCAGUCACGAGAGCCCAAGGAGGUCGGCGGAGCUGGGUGUUUCCGGCGGGGACAGAGCGGAGGAUAAAAGCAAGCAGGGGCCAGGCACCCCCACCAGAAGCAGCGUCAUCACGAGCGCCCGGGAGCUUCAUUACCCCCGGGAUGAAAGCGCGGAGCAGCCUGCCGAGGCGGUCCAAGGUGCCCCGGUCGGGCCAGAGCUGCUGGCCUCUCACGGGGAGAAGCCGAUGGGCAUCUACUCGGUGCUGCCGAACCACAAGAAUGACUCUCUGCUCGGCCUCCCGGCCUCCAUGGCACCCACGCUGCACGUGCAGCCGGCCCUGGCCGUCGCCAUGGACUUCGGCUCCUAUGGAGGGCUGCUCCCGCAGGGCUUCAUCCAGAGAGAGCUCUUUAGCAAACUCGGGGAACUGGCCGUGGGGAUAAAAACCGAAAACCGAACUGUCGGUGAACAGUGCAGUGUCUGUGGGGCAGAGCUGCCGGACCACGAGACGGUGGAACAGCACAGGAAACUGCACAGUGCAAUGAAGACAUACGGGUGUGAAUUGUGUGGAAAAAGAUUCCUUGACAGCCUCCGCCUUCGGAUGCACUUACUGGCUCAUUCAGCAGGUGCCAAAGCCUUCCUCUGUGAUCAUUGUGGUGCACAGUUCUCUAAAGAAGAUGCCCUGGAAACUCACAGGCAGACCCACACUGGCUCGGACAUGGCCGUCUUCUGCCUGCUUUGCGGGAAACGUUUCCAAACGCAGACAGCCCUGCAGCAGCACAUGGAGGUGCAUGCUGGCGUGCGAAGCUACAUCUGCAGUGAGUGCAACCGCACCUUCCCCAGCCACACGGCCCUCAAAAGGCACCUACGCUCCCACACAGGCGACCAUCCGUACGAGUGCGAAUUCUGCGGUAGCUGCUUCCGAGACGAGAGCACUUUGAAAGGACACAAGCGCAUCCACACUGGGGAGAAACCCUACGAGUGCAACGGCUGCGGCAAGAAGUUCAGCCUCAAGCAUCAGCUAGAGACCCACUACCGGGUCCACACAGGCGAGAAGCCAUUUGAGUGCAAACUCUGCCACCAGCGGUCCCGAGAUUACUCCGCCAUGAUAAAGCAUCUCAGGACCCACAACGGAGCCUCGCCGUACCAGUGCACCAUCUGCCUGGAAUACUGCCCCAGCCUUUCCGCCAUGCAGAAGCACAUGAAAGGCCACAAGCCAGAGGAGAUUCCAGCAGACUGGAGGAUAGAGAAGACCUAUCUCUACCUGUGCUACGUCUGAAGGGACAAAUGGAGAGAAGAAGCUGGAAAGGACUAGACAGAACCAACCCCCUGGAUUGCUCCCUCCCCUUUUCUUUUUCUCUCCCAAUUUUCUUCCUUUCUGCUUUCGGUUCUAUUCAUCCAGGAUUUGCUGGCCAUUUCUUUUCCAGCUUCCAUUGUCCUUCAAGUUGCCAGGAGUGAGUGGGGCAGGGAGAGAUCAGCAGGAGGGGGAAACCCCAUAGAGCUCCCUGAAAGAAUCCGCCAAGGAACAUCCCCCUGACCCAUCCCCAGCCCUGGCCAGCCGUGACGUUGUCUGGCGUGGUGGUCGUGGCCCCUGUGUGCCCGGUGGCUCUGGGCUCCAUCUGGCCCUCAGUGCUCCGUGGGGGAUGGUCGAUUUCUCUCUGUCAUAGUGUAAGCUGAGGUCCAAUCAGCCCCCUGCAUUGCUGCCUUGGUUUCCCAAGGGUUCUUGGGAAUUGUAGUGUUGUGAGGAUUCUCUGUUGGAUUCCUUUUGUGUUGCUCCAAUGCCAGUCCCCAACAUGUCCACAGUCCUCCUGGAAGUGACAGGUGUCCCAUUCCCCCCCUCCCCCCCUCCUGCCAAGCAGGAUGCAGUUUUCUGCACAGGCAUCCUGCAAAUUCCUCCAAGUUUUCACCCUCUUUUCCUCACUGGUUCCUUUGAGAGGUGACUUAGCUGCCAAAUCCAAGCACAUCUUUGGGAGAGAUGGAACAUUUGGAGAGCAGGAUACCCAUGAAGUUCUGUGGUGCCACAGAGGAUGCUGGGGGGAAGGUACCAGGUGCCUUGGAGCAUCCUAGAUCCUACCUGGCCACUGCUUGAGAAGAUGAAGGAAGUGUAGAGUGUGUCCUGGGGGUCUGAAGGCUCUCUGCUAUGGAAGAGCAGUAGAAUUCAUGUGCACCCACAGCGCCAAACCUUUUCCCAUAGAUUCUACCGACCAAGUUUUGGCCUUUGCAACUCAAACGCUGGGGGUUGCUGCCUCAAAGAGCAUGACCCUGGAUGCCCUCGGAAUUUGCCUCCAGAUAUUCCCCGUGAGCUGCAACCCUUUCUUCUGACCAAAGACCAUUCUAUGCAUUUAUUUUUAUUUAUUUAUUUUUGAAGCGAGAGGGGAGAGGGAUGCAGAGGAGAGAGGCAGCAUAAGUUUGCACAUUUGCUACUGUGAAUGGCCAACCUUUUCUGAGCAGGGGAGAAAUCAAAACGACAAGGCUCAGGGGAAACCCAGCAGCUGCUAGAGAGGCCCCGAUCCCGCCUUCUGAGGCUUUGGGGAGCUCCGCGAAGCUCUCUGUUCUCAAGCACUUCCCCAUUGACUUCCAUGGGGGUGAAAGGGCUAUGCUUUCUCCUAGUCAACAGCCACUGUCCAAGUCCCUCCUCUGUUUAACUGCAAGACAAAGUCCAUGGAAGUCUCAGCUUCACUCACAUUUAGCUGGAGAGAAUCUGGGCAUAGAUGGAUGGACACAAACACAAUUCAAUUGUGGUUCAAUUAUUCAUGAUCUUGGGCUGUCUGAAGAGUCUUACCUUCUGUAGCUGAUAAUGGCCACCUGGGUUUGAUGUGUGUCAAGGUUGUAGUGCAGUGCAAUGUGGAGGACCCUUUGCAGUCUUGGCUUCUGCCUUCUUGGCCCAUGGACCUCUCUCCCCAAAAGGUUCACCCUGGGUCUUCCUUCUGCCCAGGACUAAUGGCCUGAUAUCUGCAGAGCCAAUGUGGGGAUGGGUAGCAAAAAAGGCAAGGCUGGCUUGGCCUUGUGCUUUUUCUGCUCUUCAUGCAGUAAUUGGCAGCCAGAUAAAUUGGCCUGGUAGGUUUGACCCAAAGUGGAGAGUCCUGGCAUGGCCCUACUUCCUCUUACGGGAAGGCUGAGGACAGCUCCAAGCGGUGUAGAAGCAAAUGCUCUCUCUGUGCAUGUGUGUCUCCUGACAGCCACCUGGGCUUAUCUGAGAUGCUAGUUUGUCUGGGGUGGCCACCUUGUAACCAUCAGCAAGUAGAACUUGUCCCCAGUGCCUUCAUCUUGGCAAGAUCCUCUGUUUCUGCUUUGCAUGUAACGAACAUGCCAAGAGGAUGAGCAAUUCUGACACAGGCCUAUCUCUUGGUUGGGGGGUCACCUCCUUGGCUGUUCUUUCUCUUCCAGGUCACCCUUCUUUUUGCACCAGGGGAGAUGUGCAACCUGAGACCUCCCCCCCCCCAAAGCCUUAGGGGCAACCUCCAGUGCUUUUCCAAAAAUCGCCACCAAAUUGUCAUUUGGCAGAAGAAGGAAUGAAUAAAUGUGUGGAGUAACUGCUGUUGAGUUUACUUAAUGUCCUUGAUUUAAGUGCAAUCGAAAUUCAGUCCCGUUUAGGUUUUUACUUGGCCCCUCUCAUGUCUUUGUCCCGGGAUGCCCUCCCUGGAGUGUAACCCUUGGCUCGGAAAGGUUGCCCUCCACCCUGCUUGAAACACUGGCAACUCACUUGAGGCUUCCUUCCUUCUCCAUCUUGACCGGUGUUUCUCAACCUUGGCAACUUCAAGAUGCGUGGACUUCGACUCCCAGAAUUCCCCAGCCAGAAUUCUGGGAGUCGAAGUCCACGCAUCUUGAAGUUGCCAAGGUUGAGAAACACUGAUCUUGACACUUGGUGCAAUUAGGCCAAGGGGAGAGGUUCUUUCUCUUCUCUCUACCCCACCCCAUUUAACACCCUCCCAGCAGGUCUUCCCUUGAGGCCCUUCCUGCCCAGUCUUCUGUCGCCAUUGCAGCCGAGAGGGGAGAGUAGCUGCUGUUCGUCUUUCAUGUUGUCAUUACUUUCAUUUUGAAUGAUUUUUUCAUUUCGCACAUUGUACUUGAAAUUACCUCAGUUUCUUGUGACCUCAUGAGCUUUUUUGAGUUGGCUUUCUGUGCGGGGGGGGGACGAGUUGGGGUUCAUGGUUGAAAAGGCCACAAGGCAGGGCUGGAAGAGAGCAUUUGCACCCAGCACCCGUGUUUAAACACAGCCAACAAAACCCCACGGACAUUGUUUUCCACGUCAGCCUUCUUGUUUCGUGUUUAUUGUGCAUUAUUAUUAUUAUUAUUAUUAUUAUUAUUAUUAUUACUACUACUACUACUACCAAAAUGGGUGUUUGUUUUUAUGAUCCAGCCUGACAUGGCUCAGAGAUUAACUUGAAAAGCUACCUCUUUUUAAGUUGAUGUUGUUAUUGUUAGUUUCUUGUUCUUUUUUUUUUUUUGGCAGAUACAGAAGCACAGUUUUGCAAUAUUAGUGGGUGGGUGGCUUUGUAAAUUUCAUUUCAGUUUUCAUCUCAUGCUUUCUGUUUGCAAUUUUACAUUUUAUUUUGUAAUUUAGCUGCAUUUAUAUAUGGGGAGGGGGGAAUGUUUAGGGAAGAAAGUGUAGAUGGAAGAAAAGGAGAAUUUCAAAGGAUAUGUCUCUAUCCUGUUGCUCAACGCAUUUACCCUCCUAAAAUCUGACCCUGAUCCUUUCUCAAUGUUGGAAAAUAUUGAAGGCCUUAAAAAUGGGGGGAGGGGAGAUAAAAGAGACUCUGUCAUUGUGAAGUCCAGAGAGUUGACAAUUUAGUGAAAUAUUUAGCAAUGUGGUUAAAAAAAACCAGUUAAACUUGAAUAUGUGAAUAGUUAAGUAGAGUUUUGUUUAUAAUGUGAAAAAAAAAUGACAGCAUUCAAGGCAGAACUUUUAACGAACAAUAUGCAGUAAAUGUACCAGUGUGACAGUUGUCAGAGGUGGCCAUAUGGCCCUUCUGAUGUAGGCCCAACACUGUUGGGUGUUGUCUUUGUAAAGGGCGGGGGGUGUUGGAGGAAUCUUCCUCUCUUCCCCACCACUCACCAAGCUAAAAGUGUUGGGCUGAUAAAUUAUUUCAGAAGUGUAAUAUUUUUGUAACAUUUGUUAGUCUCUGUGUUGCGUUUUCAGCAGGAUGUUGUCCCCCUUUUGUAAUGUGAACAGGAAUAUGUUUGCGUGUGCGGGUGUGCGUUUGAAACCUAGUAUUAAAUAAUAAAUCAUGCAGUAUUGUUGUAAAGCGUCUGCCAUAUCAGAGGGUAUUAGAUUAGGGUGGGCGUCACGGCUUCUGAAGCACACUUGGGGAACGCGUUUUGGCCGGGGGUUCUCUGUGGGACCCUUUGCGCGCCCUGGACGGGACAGGUUGGAGUGGGGUGGGGAAAGACACUCGGCUGCUUUGAGCGAGCACACACCACAUCGAGAACCAUGCGGCGGGCUUGCAGGCGGUGGUUUUCCUCCCUCCCUCUCUCGGAAGGGUGGUUGGAAAGAGGUCCUCUGCCCACUGCAUGUGCCGGUCGAAGUGGUGUUUGAUCGGCGGCAGCAGGGUCGGUCGCUUUGGAGCACAAGUGUGGGGAACAGGGUGGGCUACAAGACUGGACCUGCACAAACCAGAUCUGAGUUCAGGGGGUUCCGGGGCUAGAUGCCCACGGGCUGCCUAGGGUCCCCCCUCCGCUCUGCCCCAGGAAAAACAGGCCGCUGCCGUUCCAGCACUCAGACGCAGGCGCCUGGCAGCAUGUUAUUCAGCCCUUGCCCCCCUGCAAAUCCACCGCUCUGGCUGGCCCACCGACACCUUUCCUUUGAUUUUAUUUUGCUUCCCUUUGCAAGUAUAUACUCCUGGCUGUCUGUGAUUGUUGCUUUGGGAAUAAAUUUCAGAAACUGAAAGCAUUAAGAUUAUUGUAUACAACCCCUUGCAGGUGUGUGUUUCGUGCGUGUCCGUCUGAUGGAGAAAUCUAACUUUGUGGCUGCUUUGUGGUGGGAAACAAGACCGGCGCUGCUUUAGUACGAUCCUCAACACAACUUUGGAAAAUGGCUUUUCCUUUUUUUUAAUCUUUGUGCCUGAAAAAGGAGUGUGUUUGUGUGUGUGUGUGUGUGUGUGUGUUGAUUUUCGCGCAUUUUUUAAAAAGGAAUAAAAUGCUGCAGUGCUUUCUUAAUGAUUUGGUACCUGGGGGGAUUAGGUAGGACUUGCUAGCUAAGGAAUGUCAUGGUGUGCUCCAUCUUUAUUUCUAGAAAGGAGAAAUUCUGGCUCCCCCAGUUCUCAGCCUCCAGUUCGCUGCCCUGCAGCUUCAGGGAUCCAGAAGCCUGGCACGGGUGGCAGGGGCUCUGUCCGUGCAAGGAAAGGUGGCCAGGUCACUUUGUGCUCCGGUCAUCCCAUCCUUAUUUGCCCCUUCCGCCCCAUUCUUCCCAUUCCUUCAGGGGGCUGCUGUUCAGUUUCAUAGCAACAUGACUUGCACAACCUGAGCAUGGGAGCUCCCCCGCCCCCCGGCAAAAAACUUUGAAAGACUCACCCAGAGCCCAUCCAAAAGUUGCCAAGUCUUGCUGUGUUGGUAGCAGCAGAGAAUUAGUAAAAGUGUGGUGCCUGGGUAAGUUCACCCCAUUAAGCGGUAUCAUUUCAACUCAAAAUAGCCCAAUGGGAUUUUUCUCCUGGCCCCGCCCACUUCUUCCUCCUGGCCCCACCCACUUCUUUCUGGCCCCGCCCUCCAGUCCUUAAAGGCUGCCAGAGGGCCAUGCUUUCCCUUGACUCAGAGAAAGCCGGGGUGGAGUGGGGCAGAGCCGAGACCGUGGGGCAAAAGAUGGUUGGGGUCUCCCGGGGCUGGAUGUUUGAGCAAGCCUUGACUCUCUCCUUACCAUGACCUCCCUCAGCACAGGGCUGUCAUUUUCUUGACAUGUCUCAGUAUUUGUUUGGCAAAUACUGAGUGUUUUUGCCAAACACUUAGUGUUAAAGGAUGCAUGUUUUUUUUUUUUUUUUUUGAGGCUCAGAAGCCAUGCUAAAUCUCCAUUUAUGUUCAUAGAUAGACCUGGGUAUGUAUGUGUAUGUAUAUGUAUAUGUAUAUACACACCUACCUAUCUAUAUCUGUCUAUAUAAAAUAUUUAUAUACAUAUAUAUAUAUAUAUAUAUUAUAGCACUGAGGACCAAUUUUGUCCUUCUGGACCAAGCAAAUUUAAAGCUUAUUCUUAAUUUGUCAUGUUUUGCUUAUCUCUUAAUGUUGUCCCUGCAGAAGUGCCAGUUUGAUUGCUUCAUGUUAAAAGAUAAAUCCUGUUUUAAUUGCUGUCCUGGCUCGGUCUACCUCAGCACCUCCUGUUAGCCUAACUUUAGAAGGUGCCAGUUUUUUGUUAUGUUCUGGUUUUAGUUUAUUUGUAAAAUGCUGUGUUGUGUAUAUUUUUUUCCCCUGUACAAAAUACUUUUCUGUUAGUUUCCUUGCAGUGCAGUUUGUGCUUCUUGUUAUAAGCUUCUCUAGAGUCUUAGAUGCAUUUAGGUUAAAAAUACACACGCACACACACAUGGACACCAUAAAUCAGUCCUCCCCCCCCCCCACCCCCCGAAGAAAGUUGUGAUGUCCCUUCCUAGUUGCCGUUCUCUACUUCUGCAUCUAUUCUGUAUGGCACAGGUGCAGUUCCCUGUAAACCUUCCAUGUUUCUGGCAAGGAAAAAAAAAUGACAAAAGGUUUUUUUUUCCAAAACAAUGUAUUGCUGCAGGUUUUUUUUCUCUCCAUUUGUCACUAAGUGAAGUUUGUGCCUUCUAUAGCAAAGAGAAUAUUUUUUACAUCCUACUAACAGUAGAUUUUUUUGUAGUGGACAUUUUUUGUAUUUUUAUUUAUAAGUCUCAUAAGGAAAAUAGCAAUGUUCAGUUGUAUACCUUGAAUCUGCAGUUAGGAAAAAAAAACAAUAAAGUUAAUUCAGUCGUU